CCUCCAGCACAUCCUGCCAGGAAGUCCAUCGCUAUUUUCCAGGGAUUGAUAAAUAUAGAGCAGCCUGGAUCUGGGGUCCUCUGAGCUCUGCAAGCCCCCCGCAGCUCCUGCUCCCCAGAGCUGCCAGUCAGUCAAUGCACAGUAAUCUCCAGCAGGCGAGGUCUGGCUCCCCCCCCUUGCCGGCUGUGUACUAAUACCAGCCUUUCUAUUCCAGACACCACCCAAGAAGGUGCAAAUGCCCUAAUUUAGGAGAUACCUCCUGCCCAAUGAGAGCAGAGGGACAGGACAACACCCCCAGACUCCACCUCCAGCCUCAGCUCUCACCAAGGAGUGUGUGAGUGAGUAAGACUGAGAGGAGGAGAGACAUCUCAACAUCAUCUGUAUCUACAUCAACGAGGAAGCCAAGGUAGGGGGGUGAACAAAGGGGAGGGGAGGUCCUGGGGGGUAGAAUUUAGGAAAGAGUGGAGUGUGUGGGUUAUGUAUGUACAGAUAUAUAAUCCGUUUAUCAGACCAGGAGAAUGGAUGGCUGCAGAUGUAUUAUUCCUGAAACAGAAUACAGUGAUUUCGUUGCUAUGGAAUAAGAAAAACAUUUUUUAUAUAUAUUUAAUAUACAAUAUCCAUAUCUAAAAGCAUAGAAAGAUGUGUUGAAUCUACGACAUUUUUAAUAAUAAAUUGCUUCAGAUAUGAGGAAGUCUCUAGGAAGCUUAUAACUAGCAUGCUGAUCUAAUUAAAAUAAAAAUAAAUAAAUGGUAUCAUUGCAUACUGCAAUACUGAUUAUUUUGUCAUCUUUAUAAUAAAUCCAAAUAAACUAAUAAUAAAUCAUCAUCAUCAAGACUACUGAUUAUGGAAAAACCUAAAUUAUUUUAAAAUUGUGAUUAAUUAUUACUAUCAUUAUCUGACAGAUCAACAGCUAACAGUGACAGGCAUAAGACCAGUUUGGCGGUUUUAGAAUUACAUUCUUAUUAUAUUGGGUAAGGGUGCAAUAUUAUGCUUAUACUAUUAUAAAUAUAAGUAAAAAAAAAAAAAAUUCUUAAGGCCAAUAUUUAAUGCAAUUAUAGUUUUAGUGAAUUAAAGAAUAAAAUUGGUUUACCUCAGUUGAUACAAAACCAAGUCCUUAACUGGAGGCUAAACCACAUCAUUCAAUACAUUUUCACAGCCAUAGUCCUAACAUAUCAAUGCAGGAUUAUCAAUUUAUGCUGAAUCUCUAAAAACAGAUGAAACACAGAAAAGCUGUAGAACCAUAAAAGAAUUAGACGUUCCAACUUAAUAAAAUAAAUAAAUAAAUAAAAUCAAUGGAACCAUUUGGAAUUCCCACAACAAAAAUAAUCAAAAGGAAUAGGUGUCACAUAAAUCACAUUAAAGAAAUAAAAAGGAGCACUAAAGUCACCCGCACCACUACAUCUCAAUGAAGUGGUCCUGUCUGUUUAACCCUGCAGUGUAAAGAAACUGCCCCUAGUGGAUGUCUUACUGACAGCAAGCAGAGGCAUUGCCUCCUGCAGAAUAGAGUAAAUCUCUGUCCUGGAAUCAAGUGUUGCUCAUAGUUCAUUUGACUGGAGAAGUGUUUCUUUCUAAUCUAUUGCUUCUAACCCAGAACAUGCAUUUCUACAUAGCGGUGCAGCCCUGAAGACCAACUAUUCAAUAAUGUGCAAACAGAUGCAAUAUCAUUAAAACCCACCAUAUUGCAAAUUCUAGCACUAUACUGAUCGUUGGCAUAGUUAUAAGAUUCCCAUGGGUUCCACGGUGUAAAGAGUUAGCUAAAUCUUCAGUCUAGGGUCUUACUAUAAAUAUUAAUUAAAUGGGCAGCAACGAAAUCCUGCACCUCGGACAUUCAUUGUGCAGGGGGUUUAGGAUUGUAAAAAUCCUCUAAAAGCAGACUGACUAAUAUACAAGCUCUACGGAUUUACAGAAAAGCCAAAAACAACUCGUAUGUUAAAUACAAACAUUUUGCUUUGCAAAACAAGCAAUGAUCCUCAAAUUUAAAAAACAGGUCAAACUUAACUUUUCUUAUAUUAAAAAAAAACAACGGUUUUUCUAUUGUAUUUCAAUAACUCGGCUGUUUGAAAAUAGAAAGGUAUCAUUCAUUUUUGUAAAUUAAAAAAAAAAAAAAGAAGGUUUAAAGCAACAUUCUUCUUCUUCGUAAAAAACAAACAAAACACAAAACACUUUCUUGACAACACUUAAAAACAGGCUUGGGUUGGGUUUUUUUUUUUUUUGCAUCUUACAGACUUUCAUCCAAAGCACACAUUGUAACCCUUAUAGUCCCAUCCAGUUUCUCUUCUGACAACGUUAAACAACCCUAUGUAACACACAUUGUAAACACUUUCUUCUGUUUACAUUCUUUGUUCUGUAACCGUAAUCAAAAACAACCACAUUUGAACUGAAUCCAAAAACCUGACAAGUUUGUAUCAUGUACUCCGGAUUAAAAAUCCUUAGACACUGUAAACUAUCUAUUAAAGGACCACUAUAGUGCCAGGAAAACAAACUCGUUUUCCUGGCACUAUAGUACCAUGAGGGUUACCACAUGAAAGCUUUGUCACUGUAAGUGCCUGAGCUCAUUAGACCGUUACUUAUGGUCUUGCACCCGGUGGAGGCGCCGACCAGACUCCCAGCAUACUGGAUCACCAGAGAUCAGCAUGCCCACCUCCCUGCAAGGUAACAGGGAAGGGGGGGGAAUCAUUUAGGUUUUUAAAUAAUUAUGAAUUUAAUAAAUCCUAUAUACAAACACUACACACCUAUUGAAACACACUGUACAUGGAUGAAGGGGUAUACUGGGGGGACACUGUGAAGAUUUUUUGCACAGGGCACCUUGAGGCCUAAGGCCAGCCCUGUGUGCAGUCACAUCUGAAUGAAAACUUUUUUCAUGUAGGCUGUGUGAAAUCACAGCCAGGGGGAGGUAUGGCUAGGGCUACAGAAGCAAAAGUUAUUUAACUCCUAAAUGACAGAAUUGAGCAUUGAUACUGCAUGGUAAUGACCUAUACACUAAAACUGCUUCAUUAAGCUAAAAGUUCUCACAGUGUUUAGAGUAUCCUUUUAAUUCAAUCUCGUUGUGCUUUAGCAAGACUAUUAGGAGGAGUCCCAAACUCCAAGUUCUUUAGAUAGAAGUUUUCUAAUAAGGAAAAGGUAAUCCAGACGUGGACCCCUUGCUUACGGUGCCUAGAGAGAUAUUGGUUAUACCUCACUGAUGAUGCAUAACAAGGUUGAAACGAUCAUCUGGGGUUGCUGUAUGAGAGCUGGCCUGUAUUUUGGAUAUGUUCUGCAAUUUUGGGUGGAACCAAUCUGAGAUGCAUGGCCUGGUUCUCUCUGUAAUGACACAAGAUGAGCUAAAACCAGCCUGAGAACUAAACAGGGACCAACCGAAGUUCAGGCUAAUUGAGCUGUUGUCCUUUCUCAGCACUCUCUUGCAACUUGUUUUUUGUUUAUCUAAUAAGUACUCGUCCCCCGAUACCUUCUGCAUUUGAGAAUGCAAAUUGUUGGAUUGCGGAGAUCGCCCUGUGGUAUCUCAUAAACAUUCCCACUUUGAAGGUGUAAAAGAGAAGAAGAAAGGGGAGAGAGAAAGAAAAAAGCAGGGAACAGAGAACAAAAAAUGGGGGGGGUCCAUUGGUGCUAGGUAUUUUCUGCAUCUUGCGUACAUCAGUCUGUCAAGUUACUACUUAACCGAGGUUUUUCAGAUUUUUUCAUUGAUCCUCUGAUCCUUGCAGUCAAAUUGUCUAUUAGGCAGUGGGUGCAAUGGGGAUGUUCAUCUUAAGCCACGAUUGGGAUAAUAGUUAUUUUAUUAGGAAAUUGUAUUGUACCUUAGCCCUAGUUUAUGAACAUGGACCUCUUUUGUUGAAGAUUUUCCCAUAGAACCAUUAGUUUAAAGAGCAGAAGGACUUAAUCAGAUUGAUACCAACACAGCCAUUUCUGGACAACCCAUUCACUCCCAGUUACAAAUUAGCAGUGGCAACCCUGGGUCCCUUUUAAACUGUUUUGGGACUUAUUCAUAGCGUUCCCCAUCUCUGGGGUAAUUGACCAAAGUCAUUUGUUAUGAGCAAAAAGGUCCUAUGUUUAAAAUCCUAGUCAUUUAGAGAAACAGUUUAUUAUUCUUUGCUUACGGCUGCAGGCUAAUUAUUUGAUUAGCCAUUACAUUGUUCUCUCAACAAUAGUUAAAAAUUAAUAAACCAAAAUUAACCAGGUACCAUCAACCAGGUUGCCUCCCUUGAUUCAGACACCGCAGGAAACCCCUAAAAUAGCCCUUUCAAAUGGAAGAUUGCCUACUAUGCUUUGAAAAUUUUUGCAAUUCAGUGGUAAUUUGAAAAAUAAUUAAAAAACAACUUUUGUUAAGAACGUACAUUAGUAAUAUAAAUACACAAAUUAUGCGUAUACAUGCAGACAGUCAGUAGCAUAGAACAGAAUUAGAGGAUGACUGAUUUUAUGAGACAUGAUUUUAUACUAUUUACAUGGAGGGAGUAAGAAAAUAAAACGUCACACAGCCUGUUCUGUAAGGGGAGGAAAGGAGGCGGGUAGUCAGAGUGCCUAUAGAAAUAAAGGUGAACAGAAAUGGGAGGGUGUGGAUGGAACAAUGAGGACUUCAGCAGGGUUACGGCAGAACAGGGGUGGGGAGCGAUAAGGUCAAUGUGAAGAGGAUUGUACGUUGACAGAGUAAGAUUACUAGUAAGGAGCUCAAGCUGUCCCUGCGCAGACAGAGCAGGGCACACGAUUCUGAAGGAUAUACAGCCAUACAUCUUUUAAGUAAGUCUCACUUUUUAUUAAUGGACUUCCUGGGUGUUAGUGAGCCACAUCCAGUAAUGGUCCUUUCUUUGCAAAGUGCUCAGUACAAAAAGCAACUUUGUAGCUUUACAGGAGGCAACAUCAUUAUUAGAAGGGCGUAGUUUAAAAAAAAAAUUAAAAUAAAAUAAAACUACUUAAAGGACCCGGCACCCAGACCACUUCAGCUUAAUGAAGUGGUCUGGGUGCCAGGUCCCUCUAGGAUUAACCCCUUUUUUAUAUAUAUAUAUAUAUAUAUAUAUAUAUAUAUAUAUAUAUAUAUAUAUAUAUAUAUAUAUAUAUAUAUAUAUAUAUAUAUAUAUAAAUAUAAACAUAGCAGUUUCAGAGACAGCUGCUUGAGGCGUUUGUGUGCUUCUCACUGUGAAAAUCAGUGAGAAGAUGCAAGCGUCCAUAGGAAAGCAUUAUGAAUGUUUUCCUAUGAGACUGGCUGAAUGCGCGCGCAGCUCCUGCCGCGCAUGCACAUUCAGCCGAAGAGGAGGAGAGCAGGCGGAGAGGAGGAGGAGAGCUCCCUGCCCGGCGCUGGAAAAAAGGUAAGAUUUAACCCUUUCCUCACCAUCCAGCCUGGCGGGAGUGUGACCCUGAGGGUUUUCCUGGCACUAUAGUGGUCCUUUAAAAAGGUGCCCUCCAGGCAACCACCCAUUCGAUUACAGUUAGUUAUUCCGAGUGUUUUUAUUACUAAUCUUUAAUUAAAAACAUUAAUAAUAAUGAUAUUCUAUAAGUCUGCAUUUUGUGCCCCACUAUAAUUCUGAAAAUUAGGUCAUUAAAGGGAAACUAUAGUGCCAGGUCAACAAAGCUGUUUUUCCUGGCAUUAUAGCUCCUUAUAGUACCCCCUACUCCUCCGUCCCUUACCUGACACUAGGGCUAAUGUCACAUGACACUGGCUCAGACUCUGCUCCUCCCCUGCCGACAUGAGCCGGCGGGUGAGACCUAAUGGCCGCACUCGCAUUAGCAUUUCCCCAUAGGAAAUCAUGUAUAAUGCUUUUCUAUGGGGAUUCAAGUGACGCUGGUUAUCCUCAUGCAUAGCGUAAAGUCCCUCACGGAAGACCCUCUAGUGGCUGUCUGGUAGACCGCCCCUAGAGGGGUAGUUAACCCUCAAUGGUAAUUGUUGCAAUUUAUUAAAAAUUGCAGUAAUUACUAUUGCAGGGUUAAGGAACCAGGGACUAUGCACCCAGACCAUUUCAAUGAGCUAAAAAGUGGUCUGGGUGCCUAUAGUGUCCCUUUAAUGAGUGAACAUCUGAAACUACAAUUCCUUUAAAGCCUGGAUAUACCCAUAAAGCACCGCUUAAGGGAUAGGUUCAUCAAUGCUUUAUCAUUUCCUGGUUUGGUGUGACUUCACUGCAGCAGUUGUACAGGGUGGAUGUUUGUGGGACUUGUAAUUAAGUCAGGAACGGACUGAGAGCCCUUGGGGCCCCUGGGCAAAGUUAGAUCCCAGGCCCUUUGAAGGCCAAAUAUAUGUGCAUUAAAUAAAUGUUAAAUAUAACUCGCAUAUAAUACGGCAUUCCUUUGGAUGUGUAUAUUGUGAAGACCUGUGUAUCAAUGCAUGUUUGUAUUUGAGUCUGUGUGAAUGCACUUGUGCAUGUCUGGAUGACUACAUGUGCUUUUUUGUGGUCAGUCUGCCCCUGAAUUCAGUUAUCAGCUUUCUACCUAGGACAACAGUUUGCCAAGCUGUAACUGCUAGACCUUUCUAUAGCAUUAUUUAUAUUUAUUAUUAUGAUGAUUAUAAGGGGGGAAAUGUAACAAUAAAUGAGACAUUUACAAAAAGAUACAGAAACAAUCAGCACAUGAGGACCCUUCCAAAUCAGUAUACAAUCUAGAUCAGGGGUGACCAAAAGGUAGAUCGCUAGAUGGUUUAAAAUUACAGCUUCCAUGAUGCUUUGUCAUUUUACAACAUUCUAAAAAGGGAGUUAUAGUUUUACAAUAUCUGGGGAUCUGCCUUUUGGGCAGUCCUGGUCUAGAGAUUGGUGAGCUUAUCCUAUAAACCAGGGAUAGGCAGUCUUCAGCACUCCAGAUGUUGUAGACUACAUCUCCCAUCAUGCUUUGCCAGCAUUAUGACUGUAAAAGCAUUAAGGUAGAAUUAGCCCACAACAUCUGGAUUGCUGAAGGACGCCUACCCCUGCUGAGCAGUGCUUUAAGAGAACAGCAAUGGUUCCAAUGAGUUGUAGUUUAAUAUUCAGCUUUCUGCUCUUCACAAAUAACUAAAGCACCUGGAAAUUAAAAUAACGGCAUCAUGCACAGAAGUAAAAAAAAACAACAACCGAAAACAUGUGCGUUAGCCUGUAGUGCUCCGUCGGUUCCUGUAAUUCAUAUGGAAUUUGGCCUUUUCUUAGUAAAGUAAAUAAAAUCCCUAUCUUCACUCUUUGCCCUAAAUAUGAAUGAAUGGAUAGCAGACUUAAAACCAUAUAGCCACCUGGAAGCUUUAACCACUUACACUAACUGGCACAACCAGAUUUUUUUAUUUUUUUAUUAUUCUAGCCGCACUUACCUCUACCAAGCACGGUUUGAUUGUAAAAAAAAUAUUAGUAUAACAUUAAUCUGAAGCAAGAGGUGCAUAGGUAGCAUAUCAACGUAUAACAGCAGUUUCACGUAUAGAUUGCUUUGCAGACAAAUAUAAAAAUAUAUAAAAAAUGUACACUAUUUAUUUAGCACUAAUUUAUUCAUCCUUUACAAAAAUAUUUGUGAAAUGAAAAGAUUUAGACAGCACAGUGUGAAAUGUUGCAAGAUAAAAAGGACACAGUUCGGAAUAUUAGUAUAAAAGCAAAAAAAUACAAUGUGUCUCACUUAUACUAGGUGUGACAAAAACAGAUAAAUAAAAAUGGUCAAAUACUUUGCUUAUAGAUAUUAACACGGACCCCGAGGGCAUUACUAGCGGCACAACUCAUCAUGGCAACAGAAUGUAAAAAGAGUGUCUGCAUUUGAGUAGAAUGUCCAUAGAGAGUAAAUAGUUAAAUCAUAUAUUUCUAAAAUUAAAAAGGUAUUUAAAACUACUAUAGCAAUCUUGAUCAAUCUCUGGACUGCUAAUGUAAUGCAGAGUCUAACAGGCUGGUAAUCAUAAAUGAGGGCAUGUGAGGCUUUAUGGACUAGAUUUUAUACUGCAAAACCCAUGAAAAUAAAAAGGUUAAAUACUAGAUUCUGGUGUUGAAGAGGUUAAACUGUGUUAAACCCCUCUCUGCUGCUCCCACAUGAUGCGAUGGUUGGGGGCACAAGAGGACUACUUGUUCCUUCAGUGGAUCACAUAGGAAAACCAUUGCAGUAUGUUCAGUAUUGUGGAGCCAAUCUUGUCUACAAUUAGCAAUUUAGCAAUUAGCAAUUUACAGAUUUUUAAAGAUUAUGUCCACAUGCAAAACUAACCUAGCAACAACCCUUUAAAUUAGCGGUCGUGCAACAUAUGUUUAGGAGUUUAGUUUAAUCAUGCUCCUACUUAAAACUGUGCAUUGUUCUAGCAAAGUAAAUCUCUAAUAAAAAAUGUUGUUUUUUUUAAAAAAAAGUAAAUAAUGGCAUUUGAAAUACAUACAGUUGCAAGCCUGCUGCUAAAUUUCACAAGGAAUGUCAUAUGGAACCGCCAUCUUGGAGGAGACAGAUAAAGGGUUAAAAAAAUAAAAAUACCAAUCCUGUCAGUCACUUGCCUGUUUCCAGCGCCAAUGUCCCCUAUUGGGUUUUGCUUGACGCCAAAGCGUGAGGAUGUCCAGCUUCAUUUCAAGUGAAACUGCAGUAAGCGCCUCCAGUGGCUGUCUGGUAGCCACAGUUUAUCUAAAACAACAAUUUUUCAUAUUGCAGGGUUAAGGGAACAGGGACACUGUACAAAGAACACUUCAGUGAGAUGAAGGGGUCUGGGUUCCUAUAGUGUCCCUUUAAAGGUAAUUAAUUUGGAACUCUACCAGAUUAGUCAACUGAUUUUAAGGUGCUGCCCAGUAGAGUGGGAAAGUGUGCAUUCUAGAACAUGCAGGGUUAUUUAUGGGUUAUUUAAAUAGAAUUUUAACUCUAAGACCAAAUAGUCGAACUGGAAGCAUAGCUGACUUUUUUUCCAGGUCAGCUACUUUGGCCUGAGAAUUUGAAUUCCUCACAGUUUUCACUUUAGUGAAUAGAACAUGUUGAGACUUGAUUCAUGGAGUUUCUUUAACCCCUUAAGGACCAAACUGGAAUGAAAAGGGAAUCAUGACAUGUCACAUACGUCAUGUGUCCUUAAGGGGUUAAAGUAGAAUAAAAACAAAUUAACCCUUUUAGUGCCAGAGAUGCAUAACAAGCAUAAAAAGGGUUAAUGCGGUAGAGUUUCAUUAGCAAACUCCACUGCUAUCAUUAAGCAAAUAUUUACAUGCACAUUGCUUUGAAAUUAUGAUGUGGAGACUUUAAAAAAAAAAAAAAAAAAAAAAAGCUUCAUGUAGAUAAAUCAUUUUAAAAGCUGCUGAGGGUAUGUAUGUACAUGCAGAGUAGUGCCUCAUAGUAUGCAGUAUUCAUAUGCUGCAAAGAGAAAAUUAAUCCAAGUAGGUCUCUUUUGUACAAAAAACAAACUAAAAAUAAUUAAAAACAAGAUACUCACAUUUGAACUUUCUGCAUUUGUUGCAAAUCACCAUAGUUUUACAGCUUCUGCAGUGAGCUCUCACCAACACAGGAAGUAGGUUUGCUGAUUGAUGCCUUAGGCCUGCAAAAAAAGUACAGGGGCAGAGCAAUUGGGUGCCGUCUUCCAGACUUUUAAGUGAAACCAUUUGUUAACCGUAUAACCCCUUAAAAUAAGAAGGUGCCUGGAACCUCCUCACACGAUAACAACUUCAUUGCAAUGAAGUUGGUAUGGUGCCCGGAGUAGCCCUUUUAACCCCUUAAGGACCAAACUUCUGGAAUAAAAGGGAAUCAUGACAUGUCACACAUGUCAUGUGUCCUUAAGGGGUUAAGCAGUGCUAUAGGGGCACUUCAAUGGCUUCUAUGAGUUGUAGUUCAAUUAUUGGAUUUACAUACCUCCCAACAUUUCAAAAGGACAAAGAGGAACACUUCAAUGUUAGGGGUGAUAGUGGGGGUGUGGCUGUUCUGAGACAUAUGAGGUAGCUUACUAAUAAUACAUGCAACUAAAAAGUCAUUUAGAACAAGAGCAAUGUAUCUUCAUUCCACAGACUGAUUUCUAGAGAAAUUCAUUGUAGUUUAAAGACACAUUACUGGAAGUGUGAUUGCUGUGGAGUUCUGUGAUGAACUCAGACACACCAACAAUAUAGAAAAGAGGGAUUUGACCCUCAAAAUAGGGACUGUCCUUCCUAAAUAGGGACAGUUGGGAGGUAUGGAUUUUUAUUCUAUUCGUGACCAAAAAGAGAAUCACUGCUGGCUGUGAUGGAGGGGCAGCAAAGAAUAAUGAAGUAUAUUAAUCAAAAGAAAAAAAGAAUAAGCCAACAUCUUCUCACAAGUGAGGAGAGGGCUCCCUGGAUAUAUACCAACCAGAAUCUAAAGUAAUGGUGUGAUCUCUGUGGUGGAGGCAAAUGUAACAAAAACUUAAAGGAUCACUAUAGGGUCAGGAACACAAACAUGUAUUCCUGACCCUAUAGUGUUAACACCACCAUCUAGCCCCCCAUGCCUCCAUAAAUAUAGUAAAAAUCUUACUGUAUUCAAACCUGAAGCUGUAACUCUGCAUGCUGUUAGACUCAGAAAAACAAACAGUCUGCUGACAUGAUCAGAAGUGGUAGCCUGAUCCAAUCACAGUGCUUCCCAAUAGGAUUGGCUGAGACUGACAAGGAGGCAGAUCAGGGGCAGAGCCAGCAUGAUUCAAACACCGCCCUGGCCAAUCAGCAUCUUCUCAUAGAGAUGAAUUUAAUCAAUGAAUCUCUAUGAGGAAAGUUCAGUGUCUGCAUGCAGAGGGUGGAGACACUGAAUGUUUGGAUGCAUUUUAGGCAGCCAUGAUCCAGGAAGGAUCUCUAACAGCCAUCUGAGGAGUGGCCAGUGAAGUUAUCACUAGGCUGUAAUGUAAACACUGCAUUUUCUCUGAAAAGACAAUUUUACAUCAAAAAGCCUGAAGGUAAUGAUUCUACUCACCAGAACAAAUUCAAUAAGCUGUAGUUGUUCUGGUGACUAUAGUGUCCCUUUACCUUAUAAGCAAAAUGGCUAUAUACAUAAAUUCCUUAGCCUUGAAAGGCUAUUCCUUGAUUAGAUGAAACAGGUCUACCACACAGUAUACAUGACUGGCUUAAUUGUUGGUAAAAAAGUAGGUCCAGUGUAAGGUAGAUUCUGUAUGUAUAUUAGUCAGAUUUGAGCAAAUAUCAUCACAGUAUGUGUAUCAAAUUAGUAUACAAAGUAAUCAUGCCAAUAGUAUUGAUAAUACUAGCUUGUGUUACUUCUGAUGUUGUGAUGGUGAUGGCAGGAUAGUACCAAUAUAUACGGAAAGAUAUAGAUCUGUCAGGUGCUGUGCUUAAUACAGAGUCAAACGGUAUGUUAACUCAGCAUGGCUGGUCUUCGCAUAGACUGGUAAGAAGGGGAUAUAAGGAGGAAAAUUGGAGUAAGCCUCUCUCCCUUUAAAUCUGACUAGAUAGAAAAAUAGGGAGAAAAAAAAAAAAGAGGAAGAAAUGAAAUGAACAGAAACUUCAACUAUUUACAAACUAACUAUAUACAUAAACAGCUUAGCCUUAUAAGGCUAUUCCUAUACCUGAUGUAACAGGUAUACUAAACAGUGCACAUGACUGGCUUUAUUAAAAAUCGGCCAAAAUGAAUCCUGUGUAUAUUUCUAAGUCAGAUUUCUGUCUGAGAUGGAGCAAAAAAGCAUCACAUAAAAAAUUUAUCCAGUUGGUACAAAUAACAAUAAUGCCAAUAGUAUCUAUGAUACUAGAUCAUGUUGCAAUGGUAUUUGCAAAUUAGUCCAAUGAAAAAUAUAUGCGUAUAUCCAAUGCUGUGCUUAUUGCAAAAUUAAAAAGUAUGUAAGUUCAUAACCAAACUGAUUUAACUCCUAAAUGACAGAAUUGAGCAGUGAGACUGCAAGGACAUGAAUUGUACACCAAAACGGCUUCAUUAAGCUAAAGUUGUUUUGGUGACUAUAGUGUCCCUUUAAUUUUCAUUUUAAUUGAAGUCUGUUUUCUAAGACCAUCAUUUAUCCGGACAAUUAGAAGCAGUUAUGUUAAUAAAUAUAAUCGAUUAUUCUGCAUACUUGCAUAAUUGGUCUCUGCCCAAUGCUCAGAGCUAGCUCUUCUAUACUGAUUUCUGGUUUAACUUUGGAUGAAUCAUAUUGCAAUAUUAAAGGGACACUAUAGUCACCUGAACAACUUUAGCUUAAUGAAGCAGUUUGGGUGUAUAGAACAUGCCCCUGCAGCCUCACUGCUCAAUCCUCUGCCAGUUAGGAGUUAAAUCCCUUUGUUUAUGAACCCUAGUCACACCUCCCUGCAUGUGACUUGCACAGCCUUCCAUAAACACUUCCUGUAAAGAGAGCCCUAUUUAGGCUUUCUUUAUUGCAAGUUCUGUUUAAUUAAGAUUUUCUUAUCCCCUGCUAUGUUAAUAGCUUGCUAGACCCUGCAAGAGCCUCCUGUAUGUGAUUAAAGUUCAAUUUAGAGAUUGAGAUACAAUUAUUUAAGGUAAAUUACAUCUGUUUGAAAGUGAAACCAGUUUUUUUUCAUGCAGGCUCUGUCAAUCAUAGCCAGGGGAGGUGUGGCUAGGGCUGCAUAAACAGAAACAAAGUGAUUUAACUCCUAAAUGACAGUGAAUUGAGCAGUGAAAUUGCAGGGGAAUGAUCUAUACACUAAAACUGCUUUAUUUAGCUAAAGUAAUUUAGGUGACUAUAGUGUUCCUUUAAUAAACAGAUCAGCACAAACUGCUGCAGCUAUAAGCCACCCACCAAUUAAAAUGUAUGAUCAGUAAAAAUGAUGUUUUCUUUUUACCUUACACAUAUUUGCAAAGAAGUCACUUCCCAUGUUAAACCUCCUAUAACGGGUUCUCUCGAAGCUUUAUAUAGAGAGAGCUUGUUUUCUAAUGUUAGCUCACAAAAUAAACAACAAAUGGAGCUGUUACAGGGCAUUUCUGGAAUAAAAUGCUGCCAUGUGUAGUGGAGAGGUUUGUGGGAUGUGCAUAUAACGAGAUCACCAGGAUUGGCUGAAAGCUUUCAGCCACUUCCAGGUUUGGAAAGAAAAUUGUAGAUGACUCAAAUCAUGAAAAGGUGGGCAUUUAAAAAAAUAUUUAUAAAAAAGAUAGCUGGCAACUUGCUAAAUUAUGAUGACACAAAUUGAUACAAAUAUCCAAUGUGCAUCAAGAAAAAUGCAGUUUAAGUUUUAUUUAUUAGUUUAUUUUUUUUAAUCUCUCUCAAACUGGGCUCAGUAUUCCAGUGCAGAAUUUGAGUGAAAUUUGUUUUUUAAUUCCUUCUAUGACUUCCCCUGUGAAACCACCACCCUGAAAUGGGAAGUAGAAUUUCUAUUUCUGAACACAUUCGCCCACUCGUUGAUUUCUUUGAAAUCAUGCAGAAUGUAAUCAAAGUAAAGAAACAUUGCCUCUAACCAUUGUUCUGAUUUUUAAAAAAAAUAAAAUUAAUACGUCUGUUUUGUAAGGUCACAGAUUAGCCGCAGUGCCGUAGGAAGCAUAGUGUUUGCAAAAAUAUUCAAAUAGUUUAUUGUUCAUGUGAUGCUUGCAGUUGGCACGGAAAGUAUAUUAAAAGGUUUGUGGCAUCUGCCACACCUAUUAACAUGAACAGCUGCCAAGCAAACGUAGGCAAAACAGACCUUGUCAAAACUAAACUGGCAGGAAUUAGGCUACUGACCACAAUGGUAUUAUUUUUAUUUUAGUAGAUAACAUAUCUAAUAGCUAAUCAUGUGUUUCACAAUCUGCUGCUGGCUUGUUUAAGCAUUUAAAAUUCAUGUUUUUCAAUUUUUUUUUUUAUGUCCUCAUUAGGGAGGCUUUACAUAGAUAUUGUAUCCGCAUAUUCAUACCCGUGGCUACUUACAAAUAUUGUUGUCUAAAUUGCAUGAUUGUCAGUGCUGAACUGAUCCCUGUAAGGGUGCAUUAAAGAACCACUCCACACCCAUUGAGCAGUAUUGCUUGUUGAAUUGCUAAAUGGCUAUGGAGUACCCCUUUAAAAGACCCGUUUAUAAAAAUGCUUUACUUAAUUGUGAAAUUAGCACUUUUAUCAAAUUUAAAAUAGAAACACUUCCUCGGCUGUCAAACAGCUGGGGAGAUUCACGUCCUACUUCCGUUAGCUCCACUGACGUAACAGGUGUCUUCUGUGAGAGCAUGUCUGCCUUCCAAAAUAGCCCGCAAAGAAUUCUGUUCUUUUAUAAAUUAGGGAGCGCAAUUGUCGGUCAUAUUGAAAUAUUCAUUUGCUUUAUUUCUUUGGUGGUUUAGAGUUCGAUUAAAAUGUCAUGUUUGGCAAAUACAAUUAAACUUGUUUUGGUCAGCCAGCAGAGUUCAGAAAAACUGUGUUACACGCGGCUCUCAAAUCAAAAGGCAUGCGCUACCUACUGAGACUUAAGAAGCACGCUCACAGACAUGAACCAAAAUGUGAUCGUGCUUGAAAAAUAAGCGCUUGCACUGAUUUGAAUAGAUUCUUACUCUUUAGAAUAUUAGCGCAACUUGGAAAAAACAAACCAACUUGCAAGCACACAGUGACUUGCGCAACUGUGCACAGGGACUAAACAGAAGCAGAGGCUUCUCAUUUAGAAGGGUCUGAUUGGAUAGUUCUCCGAGAAGAGACUGAAAGUCAUUUACAGUGAAAAAAGGGUAGGGUUUUUAAAGACUGCAGUCAUAAGAACUACAAUUUUAGCAAGCUCUUUUUUUUUUAAUCAAAUACCCCUAAUUAAUACAUGCAUUAAAUGUGAAAGCAUGUAUUCAUUUGUGGUAUAUCUACAAAACUGUUGAGUGGUACUUUAAUUGCAUUAGUGAGUGACUGAUAAAAUGCACCAGACGUUGUGUGUAGUGCAACUAUGCCCUGAAAAGUUAGGUACUUGGGUGAAAUUCACCCUCUGCAUCUACCAUAGCUCAUCACUGGCAGUGAUCGAAGCAGUAGCAUAGAUGUCUAAACGGUAAAAGUAAACUGUGGAACAGGAUAACAGCAGUAAAGACAGAAAAUUUAUAAAAAAAUGGCUAGAAUGUACAUAAGGCUCUUUAUCGAAACAAAAUAAAAAUCAUCUAAUCAGUCACAUUUCAUAAUUGUCAGAACAGAUGGGGCCACGAUUUCUCAUUUGUUAAUGCAAUCUGUUUCCAAAAUAAUAACGCAAAGACUCACAGCAUAAUAUCUUUUAUUAUCACAGUUAUUUUCAUAUAUUUUAUUAUGAAAGUAUUUGUGAUUUUUUUUUUUUUUUUUUUAGAUUAACGUCAAUAUCAAUCCAGAAUAAAACUGGUAAUACAACAUGAUAUAAUAAUAAGCAGAUUUAUAUACAAUUAUUACUUUAUUAAGGGAAAGUUUAUCCAGAUAAUACAUAGAAGAGAGAUAAUCUGCUGGUGUUAUCUGCCCGGUCUCCCCCCCGUCAGUGAACACAUUUAUUGUAGUUUAAAGACACAUUACUGUAUUAUUGCUGUGGAGCUCUGUUAUACACUCAGAGCUCCAACAAUAUGGAGCUACUGGGAAAGAGAGACAUUAGGAAAUAAAAGAGAGGGACAGAGGGGUUUUGACUCCAAAUAGGGACUGUCCUUCCUAAAUAGGGACACUUGGCAGGUAUGCCUUACGUGUUACAAGGGAUAUUCUUUAGAGCAUUGUUUCCUGACCUUGGCGCUGCAGGUGUUUGUGAACAAUAUUUCCCAAAGACACUAAGACCACCUCAAACGUCCACUGCUCAAUGGCCAACAGCAGAGGGCAGCAGCAACCACAAGUUGUAUUCAAUUCUCAGGCACAAAGAAGAGGACCCAAAAAGAUCUGUCAAGCAAGUUGUCCGUGAAGGUGGUUACCAUGGAACACACAGUUCGAGCUGCCAAUGAACGAGCAAAUUAUUGACAAUAGUGAAUGUUUCCAGAGCACCUGUCUAAAUUGGAUACAUGAUGGUCAAGGAAUGUUAAAGGACCACUACAGUGCCUGGAAAGCAUACUCGUUUUCCUGGCACUAUAGUGCCCUGAGGGUGCCCCCACCCUCAGGGUCCCACUCCCGAGGCGCUGAGGGGGGAGGAAGGAGUUAAUCCCUUACUGUUUUUCUAGCGCCGGGCUCCCUCGGCGCUGGGACUCUCCUCCCUCUUCUUCCGUCAUUGGCUGAAUUCGUGCCAGUCUCAUAGGAAAGCAUUAUCAAUGCUUUCCUAUGGAUGCUGGCGUCUUCUCACUGUAAAAAUCACAGUGAGAAGCGGCUGUCAAUGAGACAGCCACUAGAGGGUGGAUUAACCCAUAGGUAAACAUAGCAGUUUCUCUGAAACUGCUAUGUUUACUGCAAAAAGGGUUACACCUUGCUGGACCUGGCACCCAGACCACUUCAUUAAGCUGAAGUGGUCUGGGUGCCUAUAGUGGUCCUUUAAAGUAGAGGAAUUAAACAUAAGUAACUAGGUGACGUCAUGGUGUCUUAAUAGUAGGUAUUACUGUAUGUCUCGCUGGCUUGCUGUAAUGAAUGAUGUUCCAGUUUCAAACACACCUCCAGGAUGUGAGCAACAUUUGUGAACAAGUGAUAGUUAGAUCUAUACAUUACAAAUCUGAUGUAAUGACAGCAUUGAGAAAAAAAAAUCAACAAUGUAAAUAGAAAACGCAGGUUAGACCCUACACACAAGGAGGAACAGAACAGUAUGUGCUGGCGAAAUUACAAAAGUGUGUAAAUACAGCGUUACAGAAACUUCCUGAGAACUGUAUAGGAGAUAUGUUUAAAGGGAUAGUUAAGCCUCACAACAGAUACUUCACAUCUUAUGUCCAGAAACUCAGAUCCACUUAAAAUGCAGCUCAGUAAGUUUUCUUAGGUUUCCACAGCUAUUUCAUAUCUUCAAAUCAAUAUUCCUAAGAAAUGAAAUAAUGAAAUAUUUAAAGAGAGUGUUCUCUCAACAUUUCUUUGUUUCCACAACAUGUUGGAAAUUUACUACAAACUUUGAAACCUCUUCUUGUCUUCUCCAAAGUAAUCAGUCUUGGCAUUAUUCCCAGGUGGACUUAAGAAAUAUCCAUAUGGCAAUGGAGCAAUGUACAUUGCAGCUUCCCAUCGGUGACUGCCAUAAUAUUCCUUGGCCAUGUACAUUUACUUGUUGAAGAAAUAUUCACGUUUCACGGUAGCCACGUCUGUCUGACUAAACAAAAGUGAUUUAACUCCUAAAUGCAGAGAAUUGAGCAGUGAAACUGCAGGUGCAUGAUCUACGCACCAAAACGACUUUAUUAAGCUAACGUUGUUUUAGUGCCUAUAAUAUCCCUUUAACACAGGAUCCUGCCAUGAAUGCUAGGUAUCUAUGCUGUGUCCUGGUUAGUGGCGGAACUAAAGUAUAGUGGACCCUGAAUUUUUUAUGGGCCCCCCUAUUGCACUGAUGGAAAAAAAGAUAUCUCCCUGUUUAUCGUACAACUCCCAUAAUGCUUUGCCAGCUGUGGCUCUACCAUCUACCUGUCAGGAUUACUAGUUGAUCCAGCACGUAAAACUGUAUAACACCUAGGACUAAAAGGUAACGUCUUACCGGGCAUUAGAGUUGCCAGUCUUAACGUACCAAAGAAUAGUCAGAAUACUUGCCGAGGUCGGGAACACAGAAAGAGACACAAUGAUGAGGGAAAGCCAAAAGUCAGGGAUACCAGAAUACAGAUUUGUCAAACGAAGCCAAAGUCAAAACGAGAAAUAAAUGCUCAGGAACACACUCUCAGAUAACCACUAAGGGAAACCACGACAGGGCAAAGAGCUGAAGGACAGGUAAGCUUAAAGGGACACUAUAGUCACCUGAACAACUUUAGCUUAAUGAAGCAGUUUUGGUGUAUAGAACAUGCCCCUGCAGCCUCACUGCUCAAUCCUCUGCCAUUUAGGAGUUAAAUCCCUUUGUUUAUGAACCCUAGUCACACCUCCCUGCAUGUGACUUGCACGGCCUUCCAUAAACACUUCCUGUAAAGAGAGCCCUAUUUAGGCUUUCUUUAUUGCAAGUUCUGUUUAAUUAAGAUUUUCUUAUCCCCUGCUAUGUUAAUAGUUGCUAGACCCUGCAAGAGCCUCCUGUAUGUGAUUAAAGUUCAAUUUAGAGAUUGAGAUACAAUUACAUCUGUUUGAAAGUGAAACCAGUUUUUUUUUUUCAAUGCAGGCUCUGUCAAUCAUAGCCAGGGGAGGUGUGGCUAGGGCUGCAUAAACAGAAACAAAGUGAUUUAACUCCUAAAUGACAGUGAAUUGAGCAGUGAAAUUGCAGGGGAAUGAUCUAUACACUAAAACUGCUUUAUUUAGCUAAAGUAAUUUAGGUGACUAUAGUGUUCCUUUCAAUAACACUCUUGUGGAUCCGAUUGGCCAUAACCAGCCUUUGACCCCAGAAUGUGCGUGUGCGUCCUUUACGUGACGUCACGCGCACGUCGACAUUACCGUGGGCUGACGUGGGGUUAUAAUUAGGAAUUGGUCCACAGCGGCUGGCGUCCUUCAAUAUGCUGCAGAAGGGCAUUUGUCACUGCAGGCACCACAAGGUGAGGCUGAACAUGUGACACUACCCAUCUUUGCAGGGUUGUGUUUAGCGCUGAGCAGUAUUUGUAUGUUUGAAUGUAAGCAUGGUUUUGUAUGGAGUAUGUGUGCGUGGCUGUCGAGGUUUAUUUUUGUGUAGUGUUGUGUCGUAUGUUUUUAUGUACUGUUGCCAUAUGAAGGCAGUGGUUUACUUGUGUGUAGAGUUUGCCUUUAAAUGUGGUGGUGUUUCUGUAGUGUUGAUGUUUGAAUGUAGAAGUUUAUUUUUGUACAGUAUUAGAGGUUGAAUUCUGAGAUGUAUGCACAUAUACGUAUACACUGCCACACACACUGAUACACAUACAUACACACACAUAUAUACACACACUGACACAUAUAGAUACACAAACACACGUACAGACACACAGAUACUGUAGUGGACCCCCUUGGUAACCGACCAGUUACCUCCGCUAAUUCCCUUCCUUCAGCCGUUCAUAGAAACAUAGAAUGUGACGGCAGAUAAGAACCAUUCGGCCCAUCUAGUCUGCCCAAUUUUCUAAAUACUUUCAUUAGUCCCUAGCCUUAUCUUAUAGUUAGGAUAGCCUUAUGCCUAUCCCACGCAUGCUUAAACUCCUUUACUGUGUUAACCUCUACCACUUCAGCUGGAAGGCUAUUCCAUGCAUCCACUACCCUCUCAGUAAAGUAAUACUUCCUGAUAUUAUUUUUAAACCUUUGUCCCUCUAAUUUAAGACUAUGUCCUCUUGUUGUGGUAGUUUUUCUUCUUUUAAAUAUAGUCUCCUCCUUUACUGUGUUGAUUCCCUUUAUGUAUUUAAAUGUUUCUAUCAUAUCCCCCCUGUCUCGUCUUUCCUCCAAGCUAUACAUGUUAAGAUCCUUUAACCUUUCCUGGUAAGUUUUAUCCCGCAAUCCAUGAACCAGUUUAGUAGCCCUUCUCUGAACCCUCUCUAAGGUAUCAAUAUCCUUCUGAAGAUACGGUCUCCAGUACUGUGUACAAUACUCCAAGUGAGGUCUCACCAGUGUUCUGUACAAUGGCAUGAGCACUUCCCUCUUUCUACUGCUAAUACCUCUCCCUAUACAACCAAGCAUUCUGCUAGCAUUUCCUGCUGCUCUAUUACAUUGUCUGCCUACCUUUAAGUCAUCAGAAAUAAUCAACCCUAAAUCCCUUUCCUCAUAUGUUGAGGUUAGGACUCUAUCAAAUAUUCUGUACUCUGCCCUUGGGUUUUUACGUCCAAGAUGCAUUAUCUUGCACUUAUCCACAUUAAAUGUCAGUUGCCACAAUUCUGACCAUUUUUCUAGUUUACCUAAAUCAUUUGUCAUUUGGCUUAUCCCUCCUGGAACAUCAACCCUGUUACAUAUCUUAGUAUCAUCAGCAAAAAGACAUACCUUACCAUCAAGACCUUCUGCAAUAUCACUAAUAAAAAAAACCCCAAAAAACCCCAAUAAAACAAAAAAAACAAACAAAUUUUCUCCCCCUUCCUGUUAUUACCUUGCAGGGGGAGACGGAGCACGCAGAUCCCUGGUGGUCCAGUGAAAGGGGGUACACCGCAAGAAAAUCCCUGAUGGUCCAGCCGGCAGGUUAUUUAGUCUGUACCUCUGCUGGGUACAGACCAUGUCUCUGCCUCUCGCGAGCGACGUUUUUUUGCCGCGGGUUACGCAAGAUAAAUACAGCCCUGCCAGCACCGUGCAUCACAGUGUGCAGGGGGUCUGGUCUCGCUGUUAAAGUGCUGCGGCACCUGACCAGGCCCCUGAUUAAAGAUGGUCAUCGGGUAGUCCUAAAUAUAUUGGCCAUUCAAUGGGCUCCCUGAGCUUUUCGGGCCCCAGUGCAGCUGCACUGGCUGCACUAGAGGUAGUUCCACCACUGGUCUUGGUGUCCUGGGCCUUAGUAGGCACGUUGGUUUACUUUAAAGCUAAUUCAGCUGUGGUUUUAUUUAUUUAAUGUUUUUUUAUUUUGUUAAAGGAUCACUAUAGUGUCAGGAAAACAAAGCGGUUUUCCUGACACUAUAAUGAACUGAGGGUGCCCCCACCCUCAGGGUCCACCUCCCGUGGUGCUGAAGGGGUUCCCUCGGCGCUGGUGACCUCUCCUUCCCCGCCGACGUCAGCAGAGCCAAAUGCGCAUGCGUGGCAAGUGCCGGGCGCGCAUUCAAAGUGUCCAUAGGAAAGCAUUUCUCAGUUCUUUCCUAUGGACCCUCUGCGCGAUGGAGGCAUAAUAUGCCUCCAGCGUCGCAGAUGCGCCUCUAGUGGAUGUCCGGAUGACAGCCACUAGAGGCUGGAUUAACCCCAAAUGUAAACAUAGUUUCUCUGAAACUGUUAUGUUUGCAUCUGAAGGGUUAAAACUAGAGGGACCUGGCACCCAGACCACUUCAUUGAGCUGAAGUGGUCUGGGUGACUAUAGUGUCCCUUUAACCUCUUAAGGACACAUGACAUGUGUGACAUGUCAUGAUUCCCUUUUAUUCCAGAAGUUUGGUCCUUAAGGGGUUAACCAUGUAUUCUCCUCUAUUUAAAUAAAGCAGAGUUUAGACCUUGUGUUUUUUAGUUAUCAUGACUCAUGAUAAAAGCUUUGCCAAAUCUCCUGUCCUCAAUGUAAUUAUUAUUGGUGUUGUUGCCCUUUCUGUUAUAAUUCUGGAAAACUUGUCUGCCAAUGUCCUAUGUUCUACUGGCGGUAGUAGCUUUUUAACUAAAUCCGUUUUGACUAGUUGUGAUGAUUAAAUACAUAUUAACUGUACAGAAUAUUAAAAUGAUCAACUAUAUACUGUAGACUAUCAGCCAAGAGCAAAAGUAAAAUAAUUAUAGAACGUUAGCCUAACCUGACUAGAUAGCUGCAUUCUAUUCUCUUGUUACCAAAGUAGGGCCGUGCAAAGUUCAGUUGGAAGUAAAAGGCGUCAUGUUGCCCUGUCCAAAGAGAACUCUUUAACCUUACAAUAUGGCCAAACGUCCAAAUAGGGCAAAGAUGAAUCUCUCACUGCCUCCAGUUUUAUCUAUUAACAAUUAAACUAUCUCUUCACCCAGCAAUUUGAUCUAGGCUUCAGAAUCAGUUUAUAUUAGACUAUAUAAAUCGCGCUUUAAGAUAAUAUCUUCAUAAUCCUUCAACUACCAUGAAAGCGUGCUACAUGUGAGGUCCAUCUCCAUCCAACUACCUGUACAUAUCAUACAGAAUAAACACAAGCAAGAUAACUGAUGAAAGGAGGCAACACACCUACGGUCUAAAGAGGUUCUAACUUAAGGUUUGCCAGAAUAAAGAUACAAUUUUUGGUUUAUAUAAAAUAUUUGGAAAGAAUAAACCCGUAACUUGCAGAGUCAGAACCAUCCUACAUCUCUUCUAAGCUUUGAGCCUCUCCUUCAGCAAAUAGGUUUGGCUUAUCAAUAAAUUACUUUUUUUAUUAUUUUUUUAUCUUUGAUCUUUCAGCAUUGAUUCCUUUGUUUGUAAAAUGUUUAAUUGAGGUAUAGAUCAUGUCUAAGCAGGAGUUCAAUCAAUUCUUUUGAAUGCAAUAUACGUUUAGGAAUAAGGAUUAAAUAUUUUGGUAAUUAUUUCGAGGGUCUAAAUUAAAGAAAAUUAUUUGAAUGUCACAGUCGGAUCUAAAAAUUGUGGUGGUAUAUGUCUGUAGUAGAGAGAGGGGUUGUAGGAAUGUAUACUUCGGUAAAUAUUAAAGGGACACUAUAGUCACCCAGACCACUUCAGCUCAAUGAAUCGGUCUGGGUGCCAGGUCCCUUAGGUUUUAACUCUUCACAUGUAGAAAUAGCAGUUUCAGAGAAACUGCUAUGUUUACAUAGCAGGGUUAAUCCAACCUCUAGUGGCUGUCUUCCUGACAGCCGCUAGAGGUGCUUCUGUGACGCUGGAUGCAAAAUUGAGAAAUGCUUUCCUAUUGACUGUUAGAAUGUGCGCGUGGCUCUUGCCGCGCAUGCGCAUUCCGCUCCACUCGGGAGCUGAUGUCGGCGGGGGAGGAGAGGUCACCAGCGCCGAGGGAGCCCAGCGCUGGAUUAAGGUAAGUGGCUGAAGGGGUUUUAACCCUUUCAGCCCAGGGGGAAGGGGACCCUGAGGGUGAGGGUCCCACAAGGAUUAUAUAGUGUCAGGAAAACGAGUUUGUUUUCUUGACACUAUAGUGAUCCUUUAAAUAUUUGUGGUUCUGAUUUUCAGGGAGUAAAUUAGACAUAACAAUCUGAGUGUGCUAAGUUCUCUGUGGUUUUUCAGGUUCUGUCAAUUAGCAGGGGACAUGAAGUUUUGCAGGGAUGAACAUCAUUCAGUCACACCAAGGCUGUCAACUUUGUAACAGUGAUACGUUAGUCACUUGACGUGUUAGAGGGAGUGUGUCCAGGCACUGCUCGUUCUGAUCCAAGCGUAGAUUUGUUUUAAAAAUUAUUUACUCUUGUUCUCAAUUUUUGUUUUUAUUCCAGGAGAAUCCGUGUGUGUGUGUAUAUUUCUGAAGCUGGGAGAGAUAAUGUUUGUUAUUGGAUUGGCUGAUAUUAAAAUCUCUUACAACCACCUCAGCUGUUAGGGCUGUCUGUGAAACAAUUGGAGCAUGACAAGGAAAGAGUGACAGACCCAGCAGGACGGUGACACAAGUACGGAAUCUUCACGAUGGCAGAUUUCAUAGCUGGAGCGCUUGGCGGUAUGGAUUCAUGUCUACGAUUAGAAUGAAUUAACCCUUUCCUAUCCCAUUAUUAUCAUAUACAUCACAGUUUUGAAGCAAUAAUAUGAAUGCAAUAACUGCUUUUUAAAAUGAUCCUUAAUUUAGGGACUUUUUUUUUUAUUAUCCAAUUAUUUAGGGACUGUGAAUGUGUAGAUCUCUUGCUAUUCUUAAAAUGUAAUUUGUCUGAUUCACAGUGAGAUAUAUUGAACCCAUCCAUUAAUUAUAUCAUAUAAAAACAGCCAGUAUGUACAGCAUAUGUGAAGAAGUGUGCGAUUUGAAUAUGGAGUUUAGAAAGAUCACAUAGCCACCAUUUGCUUAUAGCUAUGGUAUUACAUAGUACAGAUGACAAUUAAUUUAAUAUGUUUUUGGAAGAUUUUGUAAUGUGAUCAGGUCUGCCCACCUUCCAGUGGUAACAUAGGGGCCCAGUUGACCAAAAAUGUAUGCCCAUCUAUACUAAUUUCGCAGUCUUCCAUUAGUCCGUCUGUUUUUAAUUUCCUUUUUCUACCCCGUUGGGCCCACUUUCCCAGCACCUGAAGGUUAUUCCUAUAGGGAGCCAUUGCAAUUAAGACUUUUAAAAAGUUGAUUGAGUCUUUUAAAGCAUUUUUAAAUAACUGAAUAUCUACAUACGAAGAAGAUAGGAACUCUUUGGCAUAAUUUGUCUUUCUUUUUAGAUACUUUAGUAUUCUCAUAUUAUUGUGAAUUAAUGGGAAGAUACCCCAUUUCCUUCUAUAUUUAAUGGUCUUACAUGAGGGAGUUGCUCUGUUUUAUAUGCCGGAAGCAUCAGCACCGCAGUAGAGUUGUGACUUGUUUUGUGGCUCUGUAGAUGGAGGAAGAGGAGGAUUGGGUACCAUUUCGAUGCUGUCCUUGGAUAUAAGGGGUGGGCACUGUAUUUAAAACUGGAGUAUUGAGAGCUUCGAGAUUUAGUUGAACUAUCUCCUUUUUAAUGCAUCAUGAUGACAAAGCUUGAAAAACACAACUUAAAAUAUUGAAAAAUAAAAAUUCUUCAGAAUUUCUCUCUAAAUCUAUAGCAUCUCCAGGGAAGAGAAAGUGGGUAAGUAUUCUCCAGCAGUCCAAACCGUCCUUAUUUGUUUGCAAUAGGAGCAUGGACUGUAUCCAAUAAACCUCUGUACUGCAGAGAUUUGGGAAAUAUAACUCUCACCAGUCGCACAUUACUUCAUUCAUGAAAAUACUUGAAUGAAACUAAUAUGUAAGCUCAUAGCUCUAAUAACUUGUUUAUAAUCUCCUAUGUUUUUAAUAAAUAAUAAUAAUUAAGUUAUUAUAAUCACUGCAAUUAUAAUAAAUGGCAUUUAUGGAUACGGGCUUAGAGUGUUCUUUUAAUAUAAGGUAUCUGGAUGUACUUAUUGGUAUUAGCCAAUAUUCUCCUUACACAGAGUUAAAAUGGAGAGGGAGGGGUGGGGUGGGGGUUAUGGGUGUUUUUACAUCUUCCCUCUCAUGUGAAUGAGGGAGUAUUGAAUUUGUGUCUCUCCAGGUAUUUGAAGGCAUUUGUUAAAUCCCCUGACCUUGGUGCUAAUCUCAAAGGUUGUUGUGGAAAAUCAGUCAUACAAAGAAGACAAUACAUGCAACCUUAUCCGUGGCUGUAACUACAAAAGCUGCAUUUUUGUUUAACUAUGUAAUUAAUCAAUAUUUAAAAGCACACCCCCAAGCGCCAUAUCCUCUACAGCACUUUGUAGUGGUUACGACGCCAGACGUGCCUUAAUGUCCUCACAUUAUAAGUAUAGAUGUCGCGAACCGUCCUCGAACUUCUCGCGAACGGUUCGCCGCGGUUCACCGCGAGCUGUUCGCGGCGAACUUCGGUCAGCUGACACGUCCCGGCCAAUCUCCAGCAGACCCUCCCUCCCAGACCCUUCUACUUCCUGGACAGCAUCCAUGUUUCAGCUGUUCGCGGCGAACUCCGGUCAGCUGACACGUCCCGGCCAAUCUCCAGCAGACCCUCCCUCCCAGACCCUUCUACUUCCUGGACAGCAUCCAUGUUUCAGCUGUUCGCGGCGAACUCCGGUCAGCUGACACGUCCCGGCCAAUCUCCAGCAGACCCUCCCUCCCAGACCCUCCUAAUUCCUGGACAGCAUCCAUGUUUCAACUGACCGGAGUUUGCCGCGAACAGCUCGUGGCGAACCGUUCGCGAGAAGUUCGCGGAUGGUUCGCGACAUCUCUAAUUAUAAGAAGUCAGACUGCUUUAGAAUGUUUUAAAUUGUUACCCGGGGUCUACGAGGUGCCACUAAUGGAAAAAUUAGGAAAAAAUAGCCAAGGUGUAAACAAAAAUCUCCAAUACCAAAUAGUGUUACCAAAGCACCACAAAUCAUAAAUGCAAACUAUGGUUGUAUUAUCUUGUUGUUGCACAAACUUAUUAUGCUAAAGUCCACUCUGUGCUCAGCCUGGGAAGUUUAUUAGCACAACCCAGUCACUUCUGCCAAGAUUAGCUGAAACAAGCAUGGUGUCACAGGUGUUUUUUGUCUAUAGUUAGUUCCUCUGAGCAUACCUCACCAGUGACAUUCAACCACUAUGAUAAGACUCUUAUUGAUUAUACAAUAUUGCGUAAACCAUUUGUUCAAACAGGUGACUUUCUGUAUGCAACCUGUUCCUAAAUCUAAACCACUGUUCUGAUUUUAUUGUUAUUCCGGCAGUAAAAUUUGAAAUGUUACCAUUAUUUGCUAGCUUUAAAGGGGGACUAUAAGCACCAUACCCAAUAUAACAUAUAGCAGUGGUUAUGCUGAUGAGCGACUCUGGGUUUGUCACCAAGGUUGAUCAGAUUUGUACAGAUAAUGUGGAGCUAUUAUAUCCUCAUUAAGUCUUGCUGCGGAGUGUAUGGGCUAUUGGUGAUAUUGUGUAGCCACUCUAAAACAGUACACAAGGGAAAAGACACCCUUGUAUUCAUAGCAACGUGACCACUGAAAAGAAGUGUUGUGGUACUGGUGUUCAGAACACUUCUGUGCGGCUGGGAUAGCAUCAUGGGAUUUGCAGUUAGACCAGAUGAUGUCAUCAUCUACAUUUUGACCACCUCUAAAGAGUUAUGUAGUUGACAAUUUUUAAAAAUUAUUAGAUGGACUACAAUCCCAGAAUUCCUUACAAGCCUUAACAAAACCAAGCUGUGUAUCUAUGAUAAAUUGAAUAACACAGCACAUACUACGUAUCACUCCUUAGUACAUUUUGCUAAAUAGGUAAUGGGUAUCAUGAAGGUUACCAUUUGUGUACAGAGUGAAACAAUCCUCAUUUGUCAAGCACUCCCAAAACUCAUACCUUCUUUAAAAAAAAAACAAAAAAAAAACACAAACCACCAGGAGCAAUGAAUGGAACACAGAAUAUUGGAGGUAUAGGUUAUGUAACCGUUGGAAGUAAAUGAUACAAUAAGGAUAAAAAACAUAGGUAGACACAAUAAGGAAGAUUUAUCAAAGUAUUGACAAGACUUUUGUGUCUUAUUUUUGUGAUUUUUUUUUUUUUUUUAAUUGCUAAAUCUUUCAUUUGUUCUUUUUUAAAAAAACAUUUUUUUUUUUUAAUCUUUUACUUCCUUUGUACGGAGUUAUAAAUCUUUCCGCCUCUUUUUCGGACAGAAAUUUAAUUUGUGUGAAAAGUAGCAAAAUAUUAAAUGAAAAAACAAACAAAUUAAAAAAAUAUCACUUUCUAGAUCACUUUUUUUAGAACUCUUUAAUAAAUAUCCCGCACAAAUAUUUGAGGAAAGAGACCGUUUGAUAUUGCUGAAAAUUACGUGAGCCAGCUACUCAAUCAGGUAGAUGUGCGAUGUAAGUGUAGCAGUUGUACUAACACAUUGGUACAUUACACAGCUGUACAAUCAGUAUUUUCUGAAUUAUGUGUACAUACUAAAAAUACAACAGACACACAGACUUCUGCAACAUCGGAGUUUAACCUUGCACCCCUAGAUUUCGAAAUGCCCUUUGACUUUACCGUUUAAAACCAGCAGAUCUGUCCGGUGUGUCAACAAAAAUAUUUAGCACAUUAUAUCAGUAGCAGUGGGCGAAACUCCAGGCUCGAAAAGCUGCUUUUACUAAGCUGUUUGUGUAUGCUUGACAUCACUGUGACAUAAAUACGUAACAACAUAGAGAAACACUUCCAAGGUCAUUACAAAUCAGUGUGUAGCAUUUGCUGUGUGACUAUUAAAUUAAUUGACACCGGAUGAAUUAAGAGAACUAAGUCAUUAGAGUAGUUUAGGGAAUGACUAAAGACAUACAGAUAAAUAAUGAAGAGAGGAGCAGCUGGACAAAAUAGGAACUCUAUGAACUCUUGCAAAAAUUCUUAGCACUUUCCUUCUCCUUGCGGUGGUGUUGGGUGGUGUUUUAAAGGUUUCUUGGAAGCCGAGAGUAUAAUUAGUUCAGUUUUCGAAAGGUGAUAUUUCAGACAGCACUAGGACACCCAAGAGGAGAUGGCAGAGAGUCUGUGAUAAGGGGAAAUAUCAAAAAAGGAGAGUUUAGUUUGUGUGACGUUAUAUGACUGGCAGGGAAAGGGGUAUAGAUUUCAAGGAGCAGAGUGACCCAAAGAUUAACCCAUGUAGGACACCAAUGAAGAGUAUAAGAGAAGACACCAUAACUUGGAGACCCAUAGGUGGCAGAAUGUAUACGAAGUAGUAAGUCAUCAUCAACAAGAGUCGAAGGCAACAGAAAGGUCUAUAAUAGUUAGAAGAGAAGGUUCCUUAAAUUUGGCAAAGACCAAUCCAUGAGUCUAGAUGUUCCACAACCUUCCACGUACAUGCGUAGUGCCUCCUUACCGAGCCUCCUUACCUGAGGUCUGUUCAUAAAGAUUAUAGAAACCCAACAUCAAUUUAAACACUAAGAUACCCGUAAUCAUCAUAUCUUCAUGUAUAUUCUUCCUAUUCUGCUGGGUGUUUUUGAAAGGUGUGUUCUUUUUUUUUUUCCAUUUUAGGUGCCUGUGGGGUUAUGGUGGGAUAUCCCCUUGACACAGUAAAGGUAAAUUGCAUUUCAUUGCCAAUUUUUUGUCUUUUUGACCUCCUGACAUAUUGAGAGGCUGUGUUGAUAUUGAAUUCACAGUGACACAAUAGGAGAAACAAAGAAUAUAUAUAAUAUAUAUACAUAAUUUGUUUAUUAGUUGUUGCUUGCCUGUGUACAAAACUGAUCAAUAGCAGUAAUACAGGUGUGUUAAAGGCUCAAUGUGAUGGACUUGAACCUGUAUCUCACUAUGUAACUAUGUAACAUCAUUAACAAAUUGAAAAUACAAUAUAUUAAUAAAGCAUUUAAUCACAAAUCACGUGGAAUGCAUAUGGAUGCAUAUUGGAAAACAUAAUAUUCAAGGAUAUAAUUUUUUAAUUAGUGGGGUAAUAAUUCGUGAUCCCAGGAAUAAAUCUGACUGCCAUUCUGGGGUGUAAAUUGAUUUUUUCCCCCCCUAGUUUGUUGCAAAAUUGGAAAUGUUUCAAACUUGUUUUUUUGCCUUCUUUUGGGCCAACAGCAAAACCAGAUGUGAGAAAGGCUGAACGUAAUGAACGAAUGUCUCUUUUCAGCCUAUGUAACUAUUUUUAUGUUAAUUUUUUUGCAAUGUAACUAUCUUUCGUAAUCAAAUGCAGGUUUUUUUUUUAUAUAGUACACAAUGUGAGAAUUAAAUAUAAAUUAUAGCAUAAGUAAAUUUUAUCUGUAUGAACAAUUAGUAGCAUCUGUGCCCCUUUUCCAAUAUUUAAAGACCAUGCUCAGAUAUCUAUACAAGGGCAGAGUGAAAAGGGGACCAGUGAUUGGAUUUAUUCACUAAACAGUGACUUGUAGGAUGGGUAAAACUGAAUUUGCAAUAUUAACACCAACAAAUGUCUUGAUUCUCUACUUUGUUAUUUUGGUUUAAAUUUUCUAAUUAUAAUUUUUUUUUUCAAAACACAAAUUAGUGAAUAAAUACCUAAUAUUUGUGUUUUAUGUAUCAUGUAUUAUUAAAAAUGCUUGUCUUAUAAUUUCCCAAUUAAACUGUAGGUACGAAUUCAGACUCAGACGAAUUAUAAUGGCAUCUGGCAUUGUAUACACUCAACGUAUAAAAUGGAAAGUGUAAGUCCCUCUUUCUAUUACACUAUCACCUACAUGGGCUCAUUUUUUUGCUUCUAAACCUCCUUACCUGUUUUGUUUAUUUUUCUUUUACAUAAGGUUUCUGGAUUUUUCAAAGGGAUGUCAAUGCCAAUUUCAACAGUGUCAGUCAGCUCAUCCAUUGUAUUUGGUGUUUAUAGAAACUUUCUAUACCAAUUAUGCAAAUUGAAAUAUGGAACAGCGGAUAUAAAGCCAUCGAAAUUGGAUAUUUUUGUGUCUGGUUACGCUGCUGGAGCAGCUCAGGUAUUUAAUCACAUAAAUCAAUUGUUGGCAUUAUUAUAAUUCUAUGUAAUAUAAAAAUUCUGUUUCAUUUAGUUGUUGAAGGCCUCAUUUGACAAUGGAAGUCCAUGUCGUAGGGAUUCCAAAAUGAUGUGUUUUAUGUUAAUUUACCUAUGGUACAUCUUUUGUUAAAACGCUGAUCUAGAAUUAAGGAUAUAUAGAAAAGUCAGCGUAUUUAGGCUUUGUAUCGAAAGUUAAAAUGGCCAUAGUAGGGUAGGGUCAUCUGAAAACUUCCAGUAAUUUUUUUUCGCGAACAGGUCUGGACGGGAAACUCUGAGUUACAGAUGACUCCUGGCCAGAUAACUGUGAGAUUUGGUAGAUAUGGCUGCAUCUCAGAUCUUGCCAGAAUUCUAAAUAAAGCAAUAUCUGUUUUUCCAUUCUCACUGAAGUAUUUUAUGUUCCUGACUCCAACACUUUCUUGUGCAUUUUUACCACUUUCCCUCCCUCUGCUACCCUAACUGGGUUCUAGAACAUGUGAUAUGAGGAAGCUGCCAAUAAGUCAGUCUCUCACAGUGAUUUUAGAGAGAUGGGAAUGAGUAUUGAAAUGUCAAUGGGCUACAACAGUUGAUGGGAAUAGGCAAGUAGAAUCUAAGUUAAUUAAAUAGCUGAUGCUUAAACAAAUUGUCAGUGGACUAGGACGGAACAAAAAUUUCUUCAUAAAAUUACCUUAGCAGCUAGAUGUGCCAUGUCCCAAGACUGGCUCAAGCCCACUACCCCGUCUAUCUCAACAGUAAUGGACAAAAUAAAAGAUAACUACCUUAUGGAUAAACUGACGGCACAGGUGAGGAACUCUAUACCUACGUUUGAAAAGAUCUGGGAACCCUGGACUGACAAUGAGUACGUUGACUGACUAAAAUGUUACUUCUUUAGAAUUCAACGAACUGUUCUGCGGGAGCUCCGUUCCGUCUGCCCCCCCUUUCCCUUUUUAAUGGGUAUGACAUGUUAAAAGACCUACCUCCACCGACGACCGUCUUCUCUUUCUUCUUCUCCAUCUCCUCUUUUCUAAUUUUUUCUCCUGGUUCUUUCUAUCGUUCAUCCUCGGCAGACUCUCCUAAGGGCCUUCUAGCCCAAGAUAUCUCCAAGGGAUUUAAAGCAAUGCUCUUUUUUUGCUUUUUUUAAAAAAUUGCUUACUCAUAAAGGUUAGGGUCUUUAUUUAGCCCAGCUUAUCCCAAUACUGAUGUGAAGUCUAUUGAAGGCGAUGUGGGGAGCUUUAUAUGACUACAUUAACAUGACAAUUUCCUUCAUUUUAUAUAUAUUAUGAUAAAAACCUGGCGGAGUUGUUAAAGGACCACUAUAGGCACCCAGAUCAUUUCAGCUUAAUGAAGUGGUCUGGGUGCCAGGUCCAGCUAGGUUUAACCCUUUUUUCUGUGAACAUAGCAGUUUCACAGAAACUGCUAUGUUUAUAUUAGGGUUAAUCCAGCCUCUAGUGGCUGUCUCAUUGACAGCCGCUAGAGGGCUUCCGCGCUUCUCACUGUGAUUUUCACAGUGAAAAGACGCCAGCGUCCAUAGGAAAGCAUUGUGAAUGCUUUCUAUGGACUGACUGAAUGCGCGCGCGGCUAUGCACAUUCAGCCGGUGACGGAAGAAGAGGGAAGAGAGGAGGAGGAGAGCUCCCCGCCCGGCACUGGAGAAAGAGGUAAGUUUAACCCGUUCCUCCCCCCAGAGUAUGUUUUCCUGGCACUAUAGUGGCCCUUUAACAAAAAGCAUCAGAAGGUUCAGAUAAUCACCAGUAUCUCAGAGCUCACUUUAUCUAGCGUUCCACUUUGUUUGAUAAGAUGCUGAUUCCUGAGAUCUGUAACACAGUUGAUGUCUUGUUUUGGAUUUUUGGAUAUGUUGAACCUUUGUAUAAUGUGAUAUAUGUGUUACUCUGCCAGUCAAAAAUAAAUAAUAAUAAAAAAAUUUAAAAAAAAUGGUCAGCUUGUGAAUUUAUCCAAUUCUUAAUUUUUAAAAUGUUUUCUUUUUUUUCAAAUAGGCUUUAGUAUCAUCGCCUGCUGACAUGGCCAAAGUACGUCUACAAACGCAAACGUUUCCACGCCAUUCCAGCACGUGUUCUUUAGUGGCAGGGCCCAAGUAUACUGGCCCAAUCCAUUGCAUCAUAACCAUUGUGCGAGAGAAGGGAUUUUUGGGGCUUUACAAGGGAUGUUCCGCUUUAAUGUUCCGAGACUGUCACUCAUUCGCCACAUAUUUCCUGUCAUAUGCCGUGUUUCGAGAGUGGUUUGUUCCAGUUGAGCAAGGCAGCUCAGGUAUGUGACUAACUGCUUUUAUCAGAUAAACGGAGGUAAUUAGUGUACACUGUGUGAGCGCUGAAUGCAUUCAUGUUAGAAACAUUUUGUUUCCUGGAAGACUGAAAUACAGCCGUAAUCUGCAUUCCAGAGACCUUUAUACGACCUUACAUGUACGAAUAUCACUCUUGUCCUAAAUCUUAUUGUGCUUUUACCUGAGCUGGCCAUGAAGUAAUUUCCAUAGAGGAAAAAAAAUUAGAUUGUAUUGAAAAAUGAUAUUUGGAUUUUAAACACCUUGCUAAGCAAUUAAAAGAAAGUCUUGCAAAUGCAGUGGGUUAUAACCCAUGAUGCAUACCCAGCCUACAAGGACUAAGCAAAGUAUGGCUUAGAGUUAUAUGGAUAACAAUCCGCAACAUUUUAAAUGUAGAUACCCCCUUAGGCUACGAACUCCAACAGGGUUAUUUACUAAAGUAGUAAAUACUCGGAAUUCAAAGUGAAUUUAAAAUUCAAAGCCAAAAUUUCCAAAUGGAAAAUAGAAUUGAUUUGGUGAAUUUUUCAGUUUGGAACUAUUUUGGCCCGAAUUUUGAACUUCACUACGAAUUCCCUGCAAUUCUCACUUUGGUGAAUAACCCUUUCUGUCUCCCUAAACCUACUGCAUGGGGUGUACACAGCUGUACCCGUGGAUGGCGUGUCUCCCAUGCCGUCAUUACGCUAGUUAUUGGAUGGUGUAGUGACGCUUGCCUUUUGAUACUAAGAUUUAUAAAGUGAAUUAUUUUAAAGUGGACAAAAAAAUAAUAAUAUACGUAUUUCUAAAAUAAGUGCAAUAUAUUAAUGACACAUGCAAAAAAUAGGAAAAAACUAAACCAGUCUGCUCACAGGAAAAGAGAAAGGUGAUUUGUUUUCAUUCAAACUGACAGUAUUGUUAUUUACUAAGGUAAGAAUUCCAAAUUCUAAAAUAAUUUAAUGCGAGUUUUAAACUUUACACCGAAAGAGCUAAACUGAGGGCAUAGUGCCCCCCUCCCACACAGCCCUCCCCCGUGGUGCAGAAGCGGUUAAAAGCACUUUCUGUCACUUACCUGACUACAGCGCUGAUGUCUAUCGGCACUGGUUCGGGGCUCCACCUCCGCUCCUCCCCUGCCAUCGCCAGCCGGCAGGAGACCUAAUUCGCAUGCAGCAAUGGGUGCGCUAACAUUAGUAUUUUCACCAUAGUUAAGCAUGUAUAAUGCUGUCCUAUUGGGUUUUAAGUCAUGUUGGAUGUCAUUAAGCAUGACGUCCAGCGUCAGUUAGGCGAUCAUCAAAUGGGUUUAAACCAGCCAAACUACGAUAACUGAACGCCAUUUGGCUUCUGAUAGGCUUUUUUUUGGCAUUUAAUGAAUUGACCCCUUAUAUGGUGAGGCCAAGGAAGUCACUCAACUUCACUGAUCCUAGUGUUCAGUGUUGAACGUGGUCUAGAAUUUAUUUUUCAGUGUUUAGUAUGAUAUUUUCAUCACAGAAUAUGGAAACUUCACAAAGGAUAUUGUAAAAAUUGUAUUCCUUACAAUAGAAUCUAGAUUCAUGAUGCAGGACACAAUAUUUUAUCUUCAAAUAUAGAUGUAUUUGAUUUCUUGGGCUUUGCUCUUUUUCUCUUGUUCAUUGUUGUGUAUCUCUUCUUGUAGAAUUGUUGGGUGUUCUGCUUUCCGGAGGAAGUGCUGGGGUGGUGGCCUGGGGCAUUGCUACGCCUAUGGAUGUGAUCAAAUCGCGGCUACAAGUUGAUGGAGUGUCCCAACAGAAGUACAGAGGUGCUGUCCACUGCAUCACAGAGAGUGUCAGGCAGGAAGGAAUCACUGUCCUCUUUAAAGGACUCUCACUGAACUGUCUUAGAGCCUUUCCAGUAAAUAUGGUGGUGUUUCUUACGUAUGAAGUCUUAGUGAAGAAAAUCAAACUCCUUACUUCUUAAACAGAAGCCAAAUGACAAGCCGUGUACACGGUAAGUGUCAGAAGAUUGGGCACUUUAGCACUCAAAUUUCGAAUGGUCAAUUAUCGCACUGCUUAUUAAUGGUAAAAGAUCUGACAAAUAUUCCUAAUUUCUAUGUUGUAAAUAUUUCAGUGCAGUGUUUCUCGAGCAUUAGGAAUCAAGACCUGUGAUACAAUCUUUAAACAAAUAUACGCACUUAUGCUGUAUAAAUGAGGGACAAUGAAGUAAAUGCUCCUUUUAAAGAAAUCAGUAUUAUAAAAUCCACCAGUAGAAUGAUCUGACAAUACAAAUUAAAUAACAUCACAAUGUCUAUUACAUACACCAAAAACUAGGGCUAUUCCAAAUGAGGAACGUCAGAAUGCAAAAAGAGGGACAGAGGUAUUUUGGUCCACAAAAAAGGUGCUAUCCCUAUGAAAUGGGAACAUAUGGGAGAUAUAUUAAUACAAGCUCAUGCUAAUUAAUGAAUUACAUUAUGGUGUGCUUCACUAAUAAUAAGUCCACAAUUUCACAUUUUAUCUAUUCCUUUUCUUUUAUGGGGUAGUGCUAUACCGAGAACGCAAAUCCAAUCAGUUUUGGCUCCAUUUAAAGAAAGUCUCUGCAGUAAUGUACAGUAGGUUACCAAUGCUUCGAAGACCGUAGGGAUUGAAGUUAUUUGAAAUUUACAUUGUACAUGUUGCUGUUCACUCACUUAUCUUCAGUUCACAAGAAAUAAUCAAUUGAUUGCUCUAGCAAUGGCCUAAUUGACCUGCGUGUUUUACCUUUCCAAAACACUUUAAAGCCAUGUUACUUUUGGUGGCAUAGUAUCGAGGUAAAGCAUAGUCAUUGAAUGUAGUGUUAGCAUUUGUGUGGUGCUCAUAGUUAUGUUUUUAAUGCUUUUAAAGAAUACUUUUACAUUAAAAAUAAAUUUACACACAAACCAGUACUUCUGGUUGAGAAGAACUGAGGACCUACAGGGCAUUUACACCAAGUGCUGCGAUCAGAUGCUUCUCCUGGAGACAAGCACUCAUAGUAUUCAGUGGCAUUAUGCUGCACAUAAUGUCACUAAACAUGACUUUAAUUAAACUGAAAGUCUUCAAUUUGGACGUGCCCCUAGAGGCUAUUAAUUUGACAGUAGAGAUUUUUGGCAAAAUGCUAAUAUUUAGUCUUGCCCCACAAAAGGAACAGACAGGGUCUAGGUAACAAAACUGUUUAAGAUUAAGUGGUUUUGGUGCUUAGAGUGUCCCUUUAAAGGGACACUGUAGGCACCAAGACCACUUCAGCUCAUUGAAGUGUUCUGGGUGAAGUGUCCCAGGUCCCUUAAUCCUGUAAAGGUAAUUAUUCCAGUUUUUGAUAAACUGCAGUAAUUACCUUGGAGGGUUAACUCCAUCUCUAGUGGCUGUCUGCCAGUUAGCCACUAGAGGUGCAUCUGUGUGGUUAGGUGAGUUUUGCAUGAGGACAUCCAGCGUCAUAGGAAACCCCAUAAGAAAGCAUUAUAUAAUGCACGAUGGAGGAAAUCUUAAAACGAGAGCGGACAUCGCCGCACAUGCGCAUUAGGUCUUCCCUGCCAAAGGACAUCGGCACAGGACUCAAGUAAGUGACAGAAGGGGGUUUUAACCCCUUCUGCACCAUAGGAGGGGCAAAAAUGGGGGGAGGCAGCAACAGAAGUGGGCACUAUAGGGAGCUAUAGUGCCAGGAAAACGACUUUGUUUUCCUGGCACAAUAGUUUCCCUUUAAGAAUGCAUAUCAUCAACAAAUAGUUAAUUGUUCACUAAUGGAAUAUUCUGGCAGAACAGUACUAAAAAAGAACCACAGCAGUCUAUUUAUAAGGCAUUACCAGCACAGAGAAGGUUCUGCAGUACACCUUGUACUCCAGCCAAGGGCAAAUGCUGUAAAAUAGAAACAGCUGGGUGGGAGAGGGGAGGAAGAGAAUACAGUGAGUGAAACACUCAAGUAAAGUAGUGUUAUUGCCUAUUUUAAUAGCCACAAUAGCUAUAUGUUGUUAGUAUAAAAAUUCUAAUACAUUACUUGUGUUAGAGAAAAUAAAUAAUGCCUUCUUUGAUGCCUGUAGGUGCCAAAAUUCAUAUCCAAAGCAAUUUCUGUACAUGUCCUGGGGAGAUUUGUUAAUAUAGAAUAUUUAUAUAAAUAUGAAGAAUGUGUGUUACAAAAAAAAAAAAAUGUGGGGCAAAAUUCUAUAAGUGGAAUGAUCACCAUAGUAACUGCUAGAAUGCACUUGCUGAUGCUACUGGUUUCCAUGGUGACAACUCUGCUCUUAGCAUGCUACCCUACAUUCUAUUCUAGACUCAUUUAAAUACCCUACAGUGUAGCAUCCUGCAGGUGGACGUCGCUAUGGCAACCAUUGAUACAGUAUGCAGUUAGAUAUGUAAAUUACAAUAAAUUGUACCAUUACAAUUUAUUUACUUACAUAUUAGACUACAAUUCUCUCAUGCACUAGCAUCCAUGGGGAUACUAAGUUGCACUGUGACUUGCUUAAUUAAAGUGACAUAACCACUUUUUGUAAAGACAGAUUCUUUGUGAACAGCUCUUGUUGACUACGCUGGAAUUAUUUUGAAAUUGCAACUCUAUCAAAACAUAUCCAUAAGACAUUGGCAUGGGAACAUUGACACCACCUUGUGUGUGGUGUUUUGGGACCUCUUUUUGUACUCUUGUGCAAAAUGGAAGCAGUUCGCAUAACUUUUUAAUUAAUUUAAUAUUUAAUAUACAGCCCCUAAUCUUUGUUACAGGUGGGUGGGCUGGACCAUACAAGCCAUUGUGAUAAGUAUUUGUGACAAGUUUCAUAUCACAGAGUACUGGUAUUUAAAGGGACAUUCCUAACCUAUAAAUAUUGAAUGUAUUAAAUAUAUAUUUCCACUUUGCCUUGUAACAUAAAUCUGUGUGUUUAAUAAAUAAUGUAUUAAAAUGA
This is a messenger RNA of Pelobates cultripes (western spadefoot toad), 36235 nucleotides long. The record is from the annotation of a GenBank genome assembly. NCBI's taxonomy places the organism in Eukaryota, Metazoa, Chordata, Amphibia, Anura, Pelobatidae.